This is a messenger RNA of Stegostoma tigrinum, 630 nucleotides long. RefSeq lists its product as uncharacterized. The coding region runs from base 28 to 630 and encodes 200 amino acids. Gene Ontology annotation, biological process: translation. Lineage: Eukaryota; Metazoa; Chordata; Chondrichthyes; Orectolobiformes; Stegostomatidae. The transcript is spliced from 5 exons. Gene Ontology annotation, molecular function: methyltransferase activity. The record is from RefSeq and is a predicted model, not a curated record.
GGGACCAAGGAAGGCCACCAAAUCCUGAUGGAGGCUCGUGAGGCAGUGCUGAAGAACAAGGGCGUCAAGCUGGAGAAAUUCUCCUACGUGGUGCUGCGCCGGGGGGGACCCCGCGAGGAGUCCGGCACUUGGCCCCGCCUGGUCCAGCCUGCGCUGCGCCGCACACGGCACGUUCAUGCCCACCUCUGCUGCGCCGACGGCAACCCUGUGCCACACUGUCAUCACCCCUCGCAAGAGUGGCAGGGAUCUUUACCGAUGGGCCCGGAACUGCUCCUGGGGAGACCGACUGCCUGUGGCCUUCCACCAACCCGCCUGCCGUGUGACGGGGAGACGGACCGGGAAUGCAGACGGAUAGCCCAGAGCGGGCGGGAAAUACGGGGACUGGGAGUGGUGGGAGCAGGGGGACGGGGGGUCGAGGGGGGGGGGGGGUCCUGCCGUGUGGGAGUGACCAAAUCCCAUCGGUCUCCGCUGCAUGAGUGGGAUGGGCUCGGAGAGACACGGACCGAACGCAGGGGGUCUGAUGCCCUCCCCGCCCCCUCCAUCGCCAACGUGACUCGCCCAUGUGCUUACAGUCAGGAGUUGGGAUCACGUAUCAGGGAAGCGGUGGGGGUCGAAUGGUGGGCAGAGUGA